CACUGGCUGUCAUAUUAGUCGCUAACUAAACUCAAAUCAAUAUGAAGCUGCUCUCGAUCACCUUCCUGCUGGGUCUCUUGGCUCUGGCCAGUGCAACUCCUCUGAAUCCCGGCAAUGUGAUCAUCAACGGCGAUUGCAGGGUUUGCAAUGUUCGAGGCGAUUAAUUAUACAAAUACCUUCAAUAAACAUCAGCAGAAGCCGAAAAACAAACUAAAUAAUAAACUAAUUAAAUGUGUAAAUCCCGAAAA
Drosophila bipectinata is the source of this 248-nucleotide messenger RNA. RefSeq names its product bomanin Short 6. Gene Ontology annotation, biological process: defense response. NCBI's taxonomy places the organism in Eukaryota, Metazoa, Arthropoda, Insecta, Diptera, Drosophilidae. The record is from RefSeq and is a predicted model, not a curated record.